AGUCUUCAUCGCAGACACGCAAACUGCAGCAAAUUGUAUUGAACGUCGUGCAUCCAACCUCCGGGUCGCUGGACCUUUUACGCCGCAGCUUGUGCCAUGUGAGCCGGUCUGGCAGCGGCGCAGGAUGUGGCUCCCGUCGAGCACCCGGCGCGUUGCCCCCUCCCGGGGGCUUCUUCCUCUGCAGACGAGCUGGAGCUGGAUGUCCGCACACUCGCUGCGCGUCUCCUUCUGACCAGGAGCGUGUGCGGGAGCAGAAGGAGCGAGGAGACGGAGACGGAGAAUCGCUGGGACGCACAUGGCUCGAUGACAUGAUGUUUCUACCCUUUCCCCCUUUCCUCUCUACCUCUCUCUUCCCUGUUGCCUUACUCAUCCUUUUCCUCCCUCCUCCCCUCGUCUCCUCCUCCCUUCCCCAUACCCCACUGAGCUGGACUUCCCCUCAUGACCCCUGCUACCACCUUGACGGACGCCCUCGACACUGCAUGUCAGAGUUCAUCAAUGCUGCCUAUGGGGUCCCGGUCAAUGCUAGCCACCCAAUACAAGGGCCCGACUAUGACACCAACGUCACCUCCUUGACCGACCUUCACAACCCCCAUAACGUCACCUGCUGGAUGGCUCCCAGAGGUUCUGACACUGGGGAAUGGGUUCUUAAUCUGCCUCUCGGUCGUCGCUUUGAGAUUACGUAUAUAAGCUUGCAGUUCUGCCACCAAGGGGAGCCGUCGGACCCCAUCUCGAUUUCCAUCCUCAAGUCGAUGGACUUUGGGCGCUCUUGGAGACCGAUGCAGCACUAUUCCAGUGAUUGCCUUGGGAAUUUUGGACUGCCGUCCCAGACUGUGGCUAAAACCAGGCAUCAAGAAACAGAGCCCCUCUGCUCAGACCCUCGCCCCCUGCAAAAGCAGAGGGGUGGCAUGGUGCUGGCUUUUUCAACCCUAGAUGGCCGCCCAUCGUCUCCCGAUUUUGAUUAUAGUCCCACACUUCAAGACUGGGUGACAGCCACAGACAUCCGUGUGGUCUUCCACCAUGUGUCCAAAGACUUGAAGUUGGGAAACACGGAUAUUUUUGAAGACGCACAGAGGCGUGACGCUGCAGAAGAUGACAGAAGGACUGGGCUUUCACGGUGGAGAUCUGACACAAUCAACACAGACAACACACUGGCUUUUUUUGACAGGGAAUCAAAAAAGACACACACAGACACUAAGGUAAGAAACAAAGGAGAGAAAAUGGACAAACGUGGCAGAAAGGGUCAAUAUAAAGGGUCAGAUCCGGACAAAGAUGGACACAAUGUGACCAGCAAAGAAGGAGAGGCUGGAGUUCGUACAGACGAACUCGCCUCUGCAAAGAAAGGAGGGAAAAGCAGAGGGCGUGGCCGCAAGAAGGAAACUCAUUGGCUGCCGUGCCCAAACAGAGGCUGUAAUUGGACAGUCGAGGGGCGGGGUAGCAGCAACAAAGGGAGAGAACUGAGGAAGAGGAGGAACAAUAAUCUCAACACGCGACAAAGCGCCAGGAACCUGCAGGUGGCUCCGCCCUCACCUGUACCGACUCCUCUGGCGCUGUCGGACCUCCAGGUUGGAGGCAGGUGCAAAUGCAACGGACACGCCUCCCGGUGUCGCCGUGACGACGCAGGCCGUGCCGCGUGCAUGUGCGAGCAUCACACGGCGGGGCCCGACUGCGACGUGUGUGAGGACUUCUACUUCGACAGGCCGUGGCAUCGAGCCACGCCCACGCACCCGAACCCCUGCGUCGCCUGCAACUGUAACGGCCAUUCAAACAAGUGCCGCUUCAGCAUGGAGGUGUUCCAGAACUCGGGGCGCAUCAGCGGAGGGGUGUGUCAGAAGUGCCGCCACCACACGGCCGGACGCCACUGCCAGUACUGUCAGAACGGAUACGCCCGCGACCACAGCAAACCCCUGAGCCACCGCAAGGCCUGCCAACCGUGCCAGUGCCAUUCUGUGGGAGCAGUGGGCCGCUGGUGUAACCAGACCUCGGGUCAGUGUCUGUGCCGAGAGGGCGUGACGGGCCUCAGGUGUAACCGCUGCGCCGCGGGAUACAAGCAGGGGAAGUCGCUCCUGAGGCCCUGCAUACGGAUUCAGGAAGUGGCUCCGACCCCAGUGUUCCAGCCUCAGUACAGCAUAGCCGAGGAGUGUGUUUCCUACUGCCAGCCGUCCCAGCUCAAAGUGAGGAUGAACCUGGAGACCUACUGCCUCAAAGACUAUGUGCUGAAGGUGCAGGUCAGAGGGAUGGAGCGCUCGGGUCCCUGGUGGCAGUUCUCCAUCACCGUCCAAACCGUGUUCCGCGCCGGCUCCGCCUCCCGCGUGCGCAGGGGCCCGCGCUCCCUCUGGGUCCCCGACCGCGACCUGAGCUGCGGCUGCCCCGCCCUCCACGUGGGCCGGACCUUCCUCCUGAUCGGGGCGGAGGAGGGCGAGCGGGGCUGGGCCCCGGAGGAGAGGCGCCUGGUGGCCGACCGCUCCACGCUGGCCCUCCAGUGGCGGGAACACUGGAGCCCCAAGCUGCGGGGCUUCCGGGGGCAGGACAAGAGGGGCCGCUGUCCUCCGAAGACCCCCGGCGCCGCCCACAGGAAGCACGCGCGGCCCCAGGAUGGGUACAUCCCGCCUCACCUGCUGACGGAGGCCGAGGCAGACACUGACACACGCACCUCAGCGGCGCCCCGCACACUGGAGGUCAGCGCGGACACGACCCCCGCAGCCACGACACCGGCCCCGGUCUGCUCUACUCACGGCCCCCAAUGAAACAAACCACAAGGGGAAAUAAAAAUGACAGGAUGAUCUUAGCUUUUACUCUGCGAACUGACACAAGCCCGAAGCAGUUGUUCUUUAGACUCCUCAGCGUAAACGCACACCUUCACUGUCACUUGGUGAGAUGUCAGAGACACGACGGUGCACAAGACUCAGGUCCACGGUCUAAAAAAGGCAAAGACGUGUGAAAUACUAGCCAUGAGAAGCCAACAUUUUCAGGACAGAAACACCUGAAAUCUAAAGUCACUUAUUUUAACAGUUGAAUUUUUAAAAAAUGACAAAAAUGACAAAAUAAAUGGAUCUAACAAAUUUAUUACAGUAGGAGUAAACAUUCUACCUCAGAUGUGUUUAUUUUUCAAAUAAUUUGAAAAUAACAGUAAUUAAAAGGUUCAUAAAAAAGUUGCUAUUAUAAUUAGUAAUUUGGGUACAUUAUCUAUUAUAACAUUAUGACAGUCAGUUCAAAUAUAAUUAAAAGUUUUAGUUAAAUGAAUAAAGAUCACUUCAUUUGUA
Molecule: messenger RNA, 3260 nt
Organism: Betta splendens (Siamese fighting fish)
Lineage: Eukaryota; Metazoa; Chordata; Actinopteri; Anabantiformes; Osphronemidae
Gene: ntn5
Product: netrin 5
Exons: 8
Coding region: 309-2744 (811 amino acids)
Molecular function (GO): protein binding
Source: RefSeq, a predicted model, not a curated record